GCCAUGAAUCUGUUACAAGAUUUGUUGGAUGAGACAGGCAACAUGAAAUCGGCCACAGCCAACCUGGAGGAUGAAGUACAGAAAAUCAAGGACCGUUUAGCCAUGAUAGACCCACAGGAGAUGGAUGAUCGGCUAAAGACUUGCUUAAGUGAUCAACAUAGUUUGGAUCAAGAUGUGAAAGACUUAGAGAAGAGGUUAAGCCUGUUUCCUUCCCCUGAGGAAAUGAACAACAUGGUGCGCUGGGAAGUUCUUGAGGAUGUUCUUGUGAGAGGCAAGAGGAGUCCCACUCCUGAGACAAGCCCAGUCCUGCGUUCUCCAACUGGUUCCACCUCUUCUCCAGAAGGCAGAACUCCUGGAUCUCCAGGAACCCAGCUUGGCACUCAGAGAAGGGAAGGAGCACCAGGCACACAGGCUGGUUUGCCAGGGGUACAGGCCGGUGCCCCAGGGGCUUCACGAGGAGCAGGCCUCCCUGGAGCCCAGCCAGGAGCCCCAGGAGCCCAAAUGUACCCAGGCGGUCACCCCGGGGCCCAGCCAGGAGCCUAUCCUGGAACCCAAGCAGCUUAUCCAGGGGCUCAGCCUGGAGCACCUGGGGUCCAGGCAGUUCCUGGGGCCUAUCCUGGGGUUCCUGGGGCCCAGCCAGUUUAUCCUGGGGCUCCUGGAACCUAUCCUUUAGUGCCAGGGGCGCAGCCUGGAGCACCCGGGGCCCAGCCUGGAGCCCCCGGGGCUCAGCCUGGAGCACCCGGGGCUCAGCCUGGAGCACCCGGGGCUCAGCCUGGAGCACCCGGGGCUCAGCCUGGAGCACCCGGGGCUCAGCCUGGAGCACCCGGGGCUCAGCCUGGAGCACCCGGGGCUCAGCCUGGAGCACCCGGGGCUCAGCCUGGAGCGCCCGGGGCUCAGCCAGUUUAUCCUGGGGUUCCUGGGGCCUAUCCUGGAGCACCUGGAACCUAUCCUUUAGUGCCCGGGGCCCAGCCUGGAGCACCUGGGGCCCAGCCUGGCGCACCCGGGGCCCAACCUGGAGCACCCGGGGCCCAGCCUGGACUACCUGGGACCCAGCCUGGAGUGCCCGGGGCCCAGGCAGUUUAUCCUGGGGUUCCUGGGGCCUAUCCUGGAGCACCCGGGGCCCAGCCUGGACCACCUGGGACCCAGCCUGGAGUGCCCGGGGCCCAGGCAGUUUAUCCUGGGGUUCCUGGGGCCUAUCCUGGAGCACCUGGGGCCCAGCCUGGAGUGCCUGGGGCCCAGGCGGUUUAUCCUGGAGCUCCUGGAGCCCAACCACCCUAUCCUGGGGCAGGUGGGCCCUACCCUGGUGGUCCUGGAAGCCAAACAGCCUAUCCUGGGAUACCCGGAGCCUAUCCUGGAGCACCCAUGGCUUACCCUGGGGCUCCAGGAGCACCAGCGCCUUACCCUGGGGCACCUGGGGCUUAUCCUUUGGCUCAGGCUGCCUAUCCUGGAGCUCCUGGGGCCCGGCCUGGCACUCCUGAGGCCCAUAUAGCCUAUCCUGGGACCCAGCCUGGAGCGCCAGGAACCCAGCCUGGUGUUCCUGGAGCUGAUGCUGCUUAUCCUGGAGCUCCUGGGGCUCAGCCUGGAGCACCUGGACCUGAGGCUGCCUAUCCUGGAGCUCAACCACUAUAUCCUGGGGUGGAAGCUGGAGCUCCAGGAGCAGAAGCUGGAUUAUCUGGGCCCUCUGCAUUCUAUCCUGGAGCCUAUCUUGGACCUGCUGGUGCCCAAGCUGGAUACUUUGGCUAUCCUGCCAUCUCCUGGCCCUACCCUCCUCCGUAUCAGCCUGGUGAAACUGGAACAUCACUCUCAUUGCCUACAGCAGGAGGCCAGCUGGCUGUGCCACCUGGCCCCAUCCUGGGAGCGACACCCCCGGCAUCUCCAGUCUUGCCUUCUACAACCCCCCUACAGCCUUCUGAGUCUCCCUCCGUUGUCUCCACUUUGGCCCCUGCCCGCUACGCAGAGACGGUGGAUGCCUUGCGCUCGCUUGCACAGCUGACCGAACUCUACUAUGCACUGAGAGACCAGAUCAAUAUGCUGGAUCAAUACAAGUGUGGCCAUGCUGAUCUCCGGAGGCUGCAGGACUUCCUCACCGAAGCUAUUUAUAGGAACAUUGCUGUCAUCCCACCUGACCUUCCACAAAGGCUUGCAGCAAUCCAGUCAAUGGAAGAAGACCUGAAAACAGAGAAGGAGAAGUUGAGGAAGAUUCAGGAUGUACUUGAAGGAGAACUGGCAGGACCUGAGGAGAAAAUGGAGGGAGCUGGUCACAUCAACAUGCAGUUAGGUUACCUCAGAGCAACAGUGCAGGACAUAGAGAAAGAGCUAAAGGAACUGAGACAGAAACAGGACACAGGGAAAGCCACGCUGGAGCAGUCAGUGACCGACACUGCCCUUUACCUCCAGGAACAGUUAGAUAAGCUGAGGUCUGUCAUAGAGAACAUGAUGGCCUCCUCAUCUACCUUGCUGUCCAUGAGCAUGCCACCGACCCCAGAGCCUGGGCUGGCCCAGGUCCAGCAGGGCACAUGCGCGGCUUGCAGCUUAGAUGUCAGUGAGAAGGUUAGCCAGCUGUUCAAGCGCUACGAGCAGCUCCAGGACUCCAUCAACAACUUCAUGCUGAGGCAGGUGGAAGGCAAAGCAUCCAGGAAACCCAAGCACCGCCAGGAUGAAGAGAUGCUCAGUCAGAUCCAAAACACCAUCUUGCAAGUGCAGGAAGACUGCGAGAAGCUGAAUUCCACCACGGGUAACCUCAUAGAAGACCAUCAUCAGAAGCAAAAGGAGAUCAAUAUGUUGUUCAAGUCACUGGAGAAAUUAGAAAAAGAAAAAGCUGACAAAGAUCGUCUAGUGAUGGAAAUUGACGUGAAAGCAGAUAAGGCUGCCCUUGCUGGGAAGGUCAGCCGUUCCCAGUUUGAUGCGACUACAGAGCAGCUGCAUAAGAUGAUGCAGGAGCUGUUAAACAAGAUGGCUGGACAAGAGCAAGAUUGGCAGAAAAUGUUGGACAAACUCUUGAUUGAAAUGGACUCCAAGUUGGACCGUUUGGAGUUAGAUCCAUUCAGACAACAGCUGGAGGAGCGCUGGAAAGAUAUUCGGAAACAGCUGAAGCAAAGGGCCCCGCAUGAUGAAGGAGAUGAAGCUGCUGGAAUCCGGAGGAGACUGUUGGCUCAUUUCCACUGCAUUUCAUGUGACCGACCCUUGGAAAUGGUGGUGCCUGGCCCGCACAUCACAACACUGCCUGCUGUGCCCGGCUUGCCUCCUCACCAGUCCCUCCGGCCGUACAUGGUUUAUGAAAUGGAACAAAUCAGGCAGCUGAACCGCAAUCUGAAGUUAGGACCGGGUGCUCGUUUUGAUGCACUGGAGAAGAGUGCGAGCCUCAACAAGCUGCGCCGCAUCCAUUCCAAGAUGCUCAUGGAUAUCCAGAAGGUGCAGAGCCAUUAUGGUGGAGCAGGAAAGGUCAACGCUCAGAUGAUCCGGGAAAUACUGCAGUCGCAGUGUCUCGGCUCAAGCCCAUAUGGCAAACGUGACAGACUUCCUGAGAUGGCGGAUUACAGCUACAUAAGUGUACCACGGCAUUGUGGAGGCAGCCACACCCUCACGUAUCCAUACAGACGCUAUGGGAGGUUGCAGCAGUUUGCCCAGUGUAUGCCCCCUCUCCAUGCUGACGAAGGCACCAUGCUGGCCAUGAUGAAGCAUGAAGAGGUGGAUAUACUAGGCCUUGAUGGUCAUAUCUACAAAGGGCGGAUGGACACACAGCUCCCAUCGUUAACUGGAAAGGAUGGAAUGUCAAGACUGAGAAACAAGCUCAUCCGGUCCUCCUCGCAAAGGCAUCAGCCCACCCUCGGUGACAUUGCCAGCCUCCCAGUUCGUCCCCAUUCGGCAAAAGUGUCCUUGCGGAGCUUGUCAGCAAAGUCCAUAGGGGACAAGUCUGUGGCUCAUGUAAAGGUCGCUGAAGAGCCUGGAGGGCAGGACAGAGAAACACUGGAGUUACGGAUGGAGAUUCCUUCGAGUCAGAGGUCCGAAGAGCAGUCCACUUAAGCAGCCUGACGACAGCCUUGCACUGCAAUAAGAAUGUGGUUCUCACAGAAGAAAGCCAGACAAUAAAGAGUAAACAAAACAGGGAAAGGGCUGUGCUGCAGGCCUCCUGCUGCCAGAGGAACACCACCGCCACCAACAACAACAACUGGUGUUACGCCCAUGGUAAAUGCCAUCUCUGGCGAUGAGGGACAGUUGCUUUGGGAUCAGUGGGUCCACUUCAUGGCAAAAUCUUUCUCUACCAAAUGUAGAAUUCUUAACUUUCCUCUAAUAGAGCAAUUUACAUCUGUU
Pogona vitticeps (central bearded dragon) is the source of this 4311-nucleotide messenger RNA. NCBI's taxonomy places the organism in Eukaryota, Metazoa, Chordata, Lepidosauria, Squamata, Agamidae. The record is from RefSeq and is a predicted model, not a curated record.